Molecule: messenger RNA, 507 nt
Organism: Saccharomyces cerevisiae S288C
Lineage: Eukaryota; Fungi; Ascomycota; Saccharomycetes; Saccharomycetales; Saccharomycetaceae
Gene: SHH4
Product: protein SHH4
Exons: 1
Coding region: 1-507 (168 amino acids)
Cellular component (GO): membrane protein complex; membrane; mitochondrial envelope
Source: RefSeq, marked reviewed
AUGUCAUCGACUAAGUUUUUGAAACCACUCUGCAGAAUAAGGGCUUUUCAUACUUCAAUUGCCAGAUCCUUUACCAUUCCUUUUCUGCCAAAGAUUCCACAGAAACCUGGAGGUGUGAGUGGGACCGCAAAUGAUUCCUCUUAUAUGCCGCCCGAAAGCAGAGCUCAGGGUUCGUACCAUUGGAUUGUCGAGCGCGGACUGUCCUUAGCGGUUCUUCCGCUGAUCGCAGUUCCCUUGGUCACUACAGGCCCUAUUUCCACUUUUACCGACACAUUUCUUUCCUUGGUCCUGCUAGGUCAUUGUCAUAUCGGAUUUCAGUCUUGCAUUAUAGACUAUAUUUCUGAAAGAGUCUAUGGAAAGGUACAUCAUUACGCGAUGUAUUUAUUGAGCUUGGGCUCCUUUUUAUCGUUCGUCGGUAUAUAUAAAUUAGAGAGUCAAGAAGCUGGUCUUAUUGCCUCUUUAAAAUCAUUAUGGGAUAACAAACCUGUGGAAAAAAAGAGGCAGUAA